AUGAGAAGAGAAGAAAAACUGCACUUUUCAGAAACCUUCUUAUCAGAGGUUGAAUGCAUUACAAAUAUAAAACUUCGGCAGUGUUUUAUUCUUGUGCCUCCUCGCAACGUAGUCAUGAUAGAGGAGAGCGGGUCAGAGGUCAGGAGUUACAUAGGACCUGUGACCGAAGGAGCUGACCUGCACAUCUCCUGCGAGGCCCUUGGCGGUCAGCCUCCACCCUCUCUGAUCUGGCUCCUCAACGACCAGGUCAUAGACGAUGUCACCGAGGGCCAAGAAGGCGACAUCACCCGCAAUGACCUGACCAUCCGAGGGGUCACCAGGUCAAUGCUGAGGGCCCACUUGACCUGCAGAGCUUCCAACAACAAGGUUUCCCCCCCGCUCACUGCUAUGGCCACCAUAGACAUGAACCUCCGACCCCUCGACGUGAACAUCCACCACCCGCGGGAACCUCUCUCGUCCGGCAGAACGUACGAGGUCUUGUGUUCCUCGAAGGGCUCUCGGCCGCCCGCUGUUCUGACGUGGUGGCGAGGCUCCGUCAGGCUGCCCGCCGCCUCGGAUACGACCAGCCACGGGGGCAACGUGUCCUCGUCGAUGGUGCGCUUCACCCCGAACGCCUCCGACGACGGCCGCCUCCUGUCGUGUCGAGCCGAGAACCGCAACGUCCCCACGGCAGUCAUCGAGGACAGCUGGAAACUCAGCGUCUAUUGUAAGUACGAGGCUUUCACAGCAUCCGAGAUCCUGGCUUCUCGUGUGCAGAUGGAAAUCGUCUGCCGUCAGGAAAAUGUUCUUGCAACUAAACAAAUACGUUCAGAGACACAUGCAUGA
Molecule: messenger RNA, 825 nt
Organism: Penaeus chinensis
Lineage: Eukaryota; Metazoa; Arthropoda; Malacostraca; Decapoda; Penaeidae
Product: nephrin-like
Exons: 6
Coding region: 1-825 (274 amino acids)
Source: RefSeq, a predicted model, not a curated record